AUGUUGUUUCUCAGUGCCUUAGCGAUAGGGAUGAUUACUGGCUUGCAGAAUGUUACCACGGAGGUGCCGACGACGGGGAGUGACGUAGAGUCCACCACUGACAUGGGCCUUCUGGAGACUACCAGGCCUUCCGUUGUUAACGACUUCGUGAACGUGACCAUUCAGGAGCGUCCAUCCAUGUGGGAUUUGUAUUUGAACCACUGCCCUAAGUGGCGCCCGAUUAACCAUAUAUUCUUCCAAGCAGCCAAUGUGUUCUAUCUUUUGUCAUUCCUGGCUCCACACACCCCAACGGGACUGAUUUGGCUCCGCGUUGCCUUGAUCCUGGGGUGCGCGUUCUCAGGGUUGUGGGCGUGGAGUAUUGAGUGCUAUUUGGACGCUGUGGUGUGGAACAGUGCUUUUGUAGUUAUAAACUUUGUGUACUUUGCCGUGCAGUUCUACUUGAUGCGGCCUAUACGGUUUCAUAAAGAUAUUGAAGAGGUGUACAUGGCCCUGUUCAAGCCGCUGCGGGUGUCCCGGCGCCAGUUCCGCCGUGUGCUUAUGUGCAUGAGGAACGUGAGGCAUCUAAAGUGCCACGAGCUGUACGCGCACGAGAAGGUCACCAAGGUGGACAGUCUGUCCCUGGUGCUAUCGGGAAAGCUCGUGGUCUCUCAGAAUCAGCGCGCACUCCACAUAGUGUUCCCACACCACUUCCUAGAUUCGCCCGAGUGGUUCGGCGUGUCGACUGAUGAAUAUUUUCAGGUGUCAAUAAUGGCGAUGGAGGAGUCGAGAGUUUUAGUGUGGCACCGCGAUAAACUAAAGCUUUCGAUAAUGUCGGAUGCCUUCCUGCAAGCGGUGUUCGACCACAUCCUAGGUCGGGACGUCGUGCAUAAGUUGAUGCAGGUGAGCGAAACGAUGUCUGUCAGCAACGGCCACCUCCCUAACAAUUACGAAGAGGGGGAGGACAAGCCGAUGCUGGUUGUGAAGAAGGCCGGUGAUGGGCCCGGGAUCACGGCGCUGCUCAACCGACAGCUGCAAGGCGAACACGCGCCGUUGCUGCGUCCGACGCCAUCCCACGCCUGCUGAGCGACGGAAGCCCCCUUUCCCUCCAUUUUUACCCCCCUUUUUACCCCUCAAACAUUCCCAUCAUACCCCACAUUGUUUUUGCUAUGUACCGUUUAUUUCGCUUUAUAUUCACGUGCAAUUAUUUCAAAUCGCAAUAAAAGUUAAACCUCUAUUCGAUCUGUAUAGUAUUAAAAGAAGACUUAAGGUUAAUAGAAAUAACAUACAAUAUGGUAAACAUUAUACAAUAUCUCAUACGUUCCGAUACGUGGGUGCCAAGUUCAAUUUCUGCCUAUUAUGAGCGCCAUCUACUUACAAUUCUGGGAAACAGUAUUGUCGUUAGAUGGCGCUGUUCCGAUACCAUAUAAAUCAAAGAAAUGUUGCAGAUCGUCGCAAUAUUUAAUUAAGCAGCGUUUGUGCGUGAAAUAGUACAGUUUCUAUUCCGACGUUAUGCCACAUUUGUAAAGCUAAGGGUUUUACAAAUGUCUCGAAAUUACCUGAUUGUGUAUCAUUGUAGCGAGAUUGCUAAUUUAAACAUGUGACCUAAGUCUCUGGGAUCGUUAAAUAGAGUUUCAACUUUCAACAGCCACUGGUGAUAGUGUAGGCGCCCGAUGCAAUUUCAAGUUUUUUAUACGGUUUUUAAACGAUACUUUGAAAAUUAACAAAAAAAAAGUACCUUUGACACAAGAUAAAAUGCUUACAGUGCAUAGUGCACAAGUGAGGGUGUUAUCACAACAGUCUAUUAUCGAUCGAUCCUAUUAACUGUAUUAUGCUUUAAAUAUUUUUAUAUACAUUUUAUAAUAUUCAAAGUAAGAUUCGGUUUACAUUACUUUAAAGAAUUCGAUAAAGAGUAUAUCAAUCAUACCCAUAUAUGUAAUCAGAAAACAGCUGGGUUUUCAAAAUGAGUAAUUGCAAUGGCAGCUCCUACGAUAAUCUAUAGUAAUAAACGAUUAUCAUUAUCUUUUAUAUAACACCUUAUUCCGUCCCCUUUUUUCGUAAAUUUUCGAUCACGAAGUAAAACUAUAUACAAACGUAUAUGUAAGUUUUAAAAAUCUCGAAAUGUAUCUGAUAGUUUUUAGCGUAUUUUAAGUGAAUAUAGUUUUUGCUCAAUUUUGCCUCGUGAUCUAUUUAAUUUUCCCUCCCCAUCCACAUAUAUAUGUUUUAUGUGUUACGAAUACUCAUAUUAUGUUACUAAAACACUAAUACGCAAGGUAAUGAAAAUAUGUAAAACUGCUAAAUCUCAGGGGUCAGACUCUAUAAAAAGCGCCAUGCCCCCCUAACGAGGUCAUGACCAGGAACCCGGAAAAUAGUAAAGCGAACUCUUAACGAAAGUUUCCGUGAGUUUUAAGCGGUUUAUCAGUUUUCAUUACGACGAAUCUCACAGAGUAUUGUGUCAUAUUUUUAUAAUACAUUAAUGUUAGUAAAUACCUAUAAUAUCAUUCGCCUACGAUAACGUAUAAUACAUCAGUAUUUUUCUAAUUAAUAAAUAUUAAAUAGGAUUUUUUA
This is a messenger RNA of Pararge aegeria (speckled wood butterfly), 2544 nucleotides long. Its product is annotated as blood vessel epicardial substance-like. Gene Ontology annotation, cellular component: sarcolemma. Bases 1 to 1062 code for a protein of 353 amino acids. The record is from RefSeq and is a predicted model, not a curated record. Gene Ontology annotation, molecular function: cAMP binding. The transcript has 6 exons. NCBI's taxonomy places the organism in Eukaryota, Metazoa, Arthropoda, Insecta, Lepidoptera, Nymphalidae.